UGAGUAGGGGAUGGCUGCUUGCGUCUGAGCUGCUACCUCUGCGCUCACAGAGGGAAAACUCAACGUAAAUAGACGAGGAAAGCGUGAGGAGACGAGAGGAGGAGAGGAGGGAAAGGAGAACUUUUAAGAGAGGUGGAAAUAGUUGUCACACAUAUCCCCGGGAGGUUUUUAUUUUUUCGGGAACGAAGGGGGGAUUUUGGACCAUGCCUGCUGAAGUGAAACAGGAGCAGAGCCCCAGUAACGCCACAUCCCUGGCCAUGAUGCAGGAGCCACAGGAGGUGGUGGAGGAGACGGUCACCAUAGAGGAAGACCCUGGCACCCCCACCUCCCACGUCUCAGUGGUCACCUCUGAUGACGGCACCACACGGCGCACAGAAACCAAGGAUUUGUCAACUAACGUGAAGGUGACCAAGAUGGUGAAGACGGUGACCACACGGACAGUGCGUCAGGUGCCCCUCGGCCCCGAUGGUUUGCCCCUGCCUGAGGGCUCAUCCCCACUGGGCAGCUACACCGACUCCAUUGACAGGCGCUACCUGAAGAACGGAGGUGACCGCUUCAUCACUCCUCAAGCAACCUCCACCCUGACACGCUCCUACAACAACUCCUACAACGAUUCAUACGGCGAGACGCCCGAGAGCCAGUACGUUCGCCACUACGGCCUGCACGACGGCUACGCCGAUUUGACGGACAACUAUGGCAGCCUGUCACGUGGCGUCAACUUCCGACCGCCACGCUACCCCUACUUGCCCAACAGCUACCGGCCGGAGAACAGCUACACGCUUCCUAUUCGCAAGGAUGACUAUGGCCAUGUUGCCCAGCCGCAGGUUCCCAUGGGCACCAGCACUGUGGAUCUGAACCGCUCACAGCCGGAGCGCUUCCAGCCUGAGCCGUACGGCCUGGAGGAUGAUCGCCGCAGCUUGGGUCCUGAGGAAGAGGAGCCGUACGAGCUGGAGCCCGACUACUCCACCGCCAACCGACGCACCCUGCAGGGGGCCAACCGGGGUCGCACCCACCGGGAACCUCUGCGUGAUGGACCCCGCGUCAGAGGGUACCCGGACGACCCCAUUGAGGCAGAGCUGAUCGAUGAGCGCCACCCUUAUAUCCAUGGCAUGUAUUCAGCGCCUCUGGCCCAGCCAGAGAGAGGAAGCAUGGCCAGUCUGGACCGCAUGGGCGGCCGGCGCUCACCCUCCAUCGACAGCAUCCGCAAGGACCCGCGCUGGCGUGACCCAGACCUCCCUGAGGUCAUCGCCAUGCUGGGCCACCCCAUCGACCCGGUCAAGUCCAACGCCGCUGCCUACCUGCAGCACCUGUGUUAUGAAAAUGACAAGAUUAAGAAGGACGUACGUCAGCUGAAGGGGAUUCCUGUUCUGGUGGGCCUUCUGGACCACCCCAAAUCUGAGGUCCACCGCAAAGCUUGUGGUGCCCUGCGCAACAUCUCCUACGGCAAGGACAAUGACAACAAGGUGGCCAUCAAGAACUGUGACGGCAUCCCAGCCCUCAUCCGCCUGCUGAGGAAGACCAAUGACAUGGAGGUCCGAGAGCUCAUCACCGGAACUCUGUGGAAUCUGUCAUCCUAUGAGCCCCUGAAGAUGGUGAUCAUCAACCACGGCCUGCAGACCAUGACCAACGAGGUCAUUAUCCCCCACUCAGGCUGGGAGCACGAGCCCAACGAGGACUCAAAGCCCCGCGAUGCCGAGUGGACCACCGUCUUCAAGAACACCUCCGGCUGCCUCAGAAAUGUGAGCUCGGACGGAGCAGAGGCUCGGCGCAGACUGAGGGAAUGCGAGGGAUUGGUGGACGCCCUGCUGCACGCUCUCCAAUCAGCUGUAGGGAAGAAAGACAUGGACAAUAAGUCUGUGGAGAACUGUGUUUGUAUUAUGAGGAACCUGUCCUACCACGUCCACAAAGAGGUGCCAGGGGCAGAAAAGUUCCAGGACCCUUCAGUGCUACAGGCCCCCGGCUCAGCGGGACCACAGAGGAAGAAGAAGGAUGACGCCGGCUGCUUCGGAGGAAAGAAGGCCAAGGGCAGGAAAAACGGUGAGAACGACAAAAACUACGACACAUUGGAUCUGCCCAAGCGCACAGAGCCGUCGAAAGGCUUUGAGCUGCUGUAUCAGCCGGAGGUGGUGAGGCUCUACCUGUCUCUGCUGACAGAGAGCCAGAACUACAACACUUUGGAGGCCGCUGCCGGGGCUCUACAAAACCUCAGCGCUGGACAGUGGACCUGGUCCAACUACAUCAGAGCCACGGUGCGUAAGGAGAAAGGUCUCCCCAUCCUGGUGGAGCUGCUGCGCUCUGACUCUGACAAGGUGGUCCGAGCUGUGGCCAUCGCCCUGCGCAACCUGUCCAUCGACCGCCGCAACAAGGACCUGAUCGGAAGCUAUGCCAUGCGGGACUUGGUGAGCAACCUGCCCAGCGGUCAGCAGCGACCUGCUAAGAACCUGGAGGAGGACACCGUGGUCGCCAUCCUCAACACCAUCCACGAGAUCGUCACCGACAGCUCUGAAAACGCCCGCUCCCUCAUCCAGGCGCAGGCCAUCGAGAAGCUGGUCGCCAUCAACAGGACCAGCCAAUCAGCUCGCGAAACAAAGGCGGCGUCCCACGUGCUGCAGACGGUGUGGAGUUAUAAGGAGCUAAGAAACGCUUUGACCAAGGACGGCUGGAACAAGAGCCACUUCCAGCCCACAGUGACAGCCACCCCUAAAGCAACAAAGAACGGCAAGCCAGGUUAUGAUGACACCACCCUGCCCCUGAUGGAGAAGAACCAAGGCACCAGGAAAUGUGGCAGUGGUGAUAUGAUACCUAUGGAUGAGCUGGGUCCAGAUGGUUACUCCACCAUUGACCAGAGGGACAAGGACUGCAAAUACAAGGCGGGCGACGGCUCAGUGGACCUGACAGAACGGGAGCCAUUAAAGAAUGACACAAAUAGGAAACACUAUAUCAGGAGUAACAGGCCUGCGGUCAGUCUGGUGGACGCUUGUGAUGUUAAGCCCCAGCCUGUUGACUCCUGGGUCUAAAUGCAUGCAUGGCUUAAAAGUGCGACACCCCAGCUAGAGGAGGAUCUCUCAUAUCACCACUGCCAUUUCACAUGGAGCUUAUCUUUGGAGUUGGACUUUGUACAGAAAAGAGGAUUUAAAAAAAAUUAAUGAUCACAACAGCGACUACCCAGCAGCAGCCAGCAUUCUCAUGCUUUUCAGAAAAAAAAUCAAAAAGAAUAAAAAGUGACUACUCCUACUACUUUCUCAUAUCUACAUUCCCACCGGACAUCAUGUGAAUUUUGCAGUGUUGACUCUUGUUGAGCUCUACCAGUGACAAGAAACGGACAGAGGCCGGUGCUGUUGAAGGAAUGGACAUGUGUGGAGGCGACAAAGGAAAGUGAAAGAAGUGAAUGGAAAAGAAACGUGUGCUGGAAGGAAACCUGUGGGAGAAGAAAUGGGAAAAUUGAUGUUUUUCAUUUCAAUUUUCACAUCUGAUAAAAGAUCGUGCCCCGAAAUUUUGUGGGUUUUUGAAUUGAACAGGUUUGGACUGGUGUGUUUUGAAGGUCACUGAAUGUUUGUUUUGAGAAUAGCGGGAUGGACACGAGAAAGGAAAAGUAAAAGGAAAGAAACCGAGCCUGAGAAGAGCUGUAGCAUAGCAGAUAAACAUGUACUCCCAGCAGCCUGCUCUCAUAGAUUUACAAUCCAUUUGGUUCACUGUGUUUUUUCAGAAAAAAAAAAAAAAAAGUGCACUGAGAUGCUUUGAAAUCAAAAGUGGUUAACAGGUGGUUGAUGUCCAUUUUAUAAAAGAAGGAGUCUGCAAGUUGUGGUCUGGAGAAAAGAAAGUGACAAAGUGUGUGCAUCUGAUGGAGUGACAGGUUUUGUUAACACUGCAUUGAAAAAGUAAGAUAAAAUGGAAAGACUUCCUGUUUCAUCGUGAUCAACAUGUUUGAGCCAAGUGGCAUGUUGACCUUCAGUCACAGAGCUGUGGUUACAUGCGUAACCACUUCAGUUGUGUAGCGACAUGGCUCCUUGAGUUUCCUGGUUGGUUGCUCUUUGUCAAUGAUGUGUAUUAAAGAGGAUAUAAGGCAUUUUGUUUAUAAAUGAUUUGUGUUUUUGAAAAGAGAGGGAGAUGAUUGUUCUCUUGUUGAAAGGAUAGAUCUAAAAGCAUUUUUAUUUUUGUUGGGUUUUAUAUAAAUGUAUAUUAGGGUCAAAAGGAACAAAAAAAUUGAAAAAUUAAGGGAAAAAAAACAAACAAAAAAUGACAGACUUCUUAGUUGUAUAUUAAUAUCACAUUGUUUGGAAAGCACAUCUCAUUUGAUAAAGGCUCACCAUGUUUGUAAGCAAGAAAUAACAACGUAACUUAAAUGUGUGUCAAAUAUUGUCGAGUUACGCCGACGAUCACCUAUUUAUAUUUUGUAUUUGUCAAAAAAAGGUUACAGAAAAAAAGUUUAUCUGCAGUGUUCUUUCUAAAGGCGAUGAGUACAUAUUGUCUGGCAGCCCCUGCAUCUUUGAAACAGACAAUAUGAGGGGGUCAAGGGGUCAGACAGAGGUGAUGGGAUAGACAAGAGAUGGCAGUGUUAAUACAAGUCCCUUCAUUUUCCUUCCUAAUGCAUUCAGACCAAGUUACCACCAACCCUGAAUCCUCCUUCACCAGUGCAUCUUAAAGAGAAAUAUUCAGUCAUGAGCAUGAAGAAAAAUCUGUACAGAUGUUUAUAUUUUAUUCUUUCCAAGUGCCAGUUUUUUUGUGGUGUCAUUUGGAUAUUAACUAAUUCAUUCGUGUGCAGGAAGAGAGUACAGGUGGACGAGUGGAUCUGGAUAUUCAAGGCAAAAUAAAAAAAAAAAGUUGUAACACACUGUAUAAAUUAAAACUUCAAGUUUGGUCAUAUAGUAUAUAUUUUUACAACGUUAUAGGUCGGGCAGUUGAGAUUUAGAAAACCAGAGAGAUACAGAAUCUUAUUGCCAUUUUUCUCUUGCUUGGUGAGACUGUGCUCAGAAUCCAGUGGUAACGUGUCCGGUCUCCUUUCCAGCCUACUGUCUCCUGAUUUAGCUCGAAUCAGAGACAGAAAGAGAGUCCAGUCCAAGUUGGUGUCACUCAUGCGUCAUUGAGGCGAACGGCAUGUGCCUGCAUUGAAGUCUGAUUUUUCUUUGUGACGUAUGUGACUUUAUAAAGCUUGCAUAUUUUACACAGUGUUUACAAAAAUGUACGUUGUGGUAAAAAUCAAUAAACUACAAAAAAACUUA
This is a messenger RNA of Seriola dumerili (greater amberjack), 5219 nucleotides long. It is a transcript of the gene arvcfb, whose product is annotated as ARVCF, delta catenin family member. Gene Ontology annotation, cellular component: adherens junction; cytoplasm; nucleus. NCBI's taxonomy places the organism in Eukaryota, Metazoa, Chordata, Actinopteri, Carangiformes, Carangidae. Gene Ontology annotation, biological process: cell-cell adhesion; cell-cell junction assembly. The transcript has 18 exons. The record is from RefSeq and is a predicted model, not a curated record. Bases 204 to 3017 code for a protein of 937 amino acids. Gene Ontology annotation, molecular function: cadherin binding.